Micropterus dolomieu (smallmouth bass) is the source of this 1836-nucleotide messenger RNA. It is a transcript of the gene mef2b, whose product is annotated as myocyte enhancer factor 2b. Gene Ontology annotation, biological process: positive regulation of transcription by RNA polymerase II. The record is from RefSeq and is a predicted model, not a curated record. The coding region runs from base 278 to 1525 and encodes 415 amino acids. The transcript is spliced from 9 exons. Gene Ontology annotation, molecular function: protein dimerization activity; DNA-binding transcription factor activity, RNA polymerase II-specific; RNA polymerase II cis-regulatory region sequence-specific DNA binding. Lineage: Eukaryota; Metazoa; Chordata; Actinopteri; Centrarchiformes; Centrarchidae.
GGUGUAUGGUGACAGAGAGAGGCGGGCUGUGCAGCAGCCAGCUGUUGGAGAGCAGCGCUCCUGAACCAUCCGCUACUACCGCACCAGGUGAAUAUCUCAACAUCAACACCGAGACAAGGACACGAAGCAAAACACUUCUGCUCAUCGAGACAUAGACGUUUUUUUCAUCUGCGACUUUUGCUGUCUGAUUGGUUCCUCGAUCAAGCGGGUGAAACUCCGGGGGUGAACAGAGAGAAGAAGAUCGAGAGCAGGUCAGAGUGUCACACUGCAGAAAAAAAUGGGAAGAAAGAAAAUACAAAUCUCUCGUAUUCUGGACCAGAGGAAUAGACAGGUAACUUUCACCAAGCGUAAGUUUGGUCUGAUGAAGAAGGCCUAUGAGCUGAGCGUGCUGUGUGACUGUGAGAUCGCCCUCAUCAUCUUCAACAGCACUAACCGUCUGUUCCAGUACGCCAGCACAGACAUGGACAAAGUGCUGCUCAAGUACACAGAGUACAGCGAGCCACACGAGAGUCGCACCAACACGGACAUACUGGAGACUCUGCGUAGGAAAGGUCUCGGUCUCGAUGCCUCAGAGCUCGACGGUGAGGAGAGCAUGCAGGUGGCCGCAGACAAAUAUCCUCUCAGCGAGGGCAUGGAUCUCUCUGUGGCUCGCCAGCGCUUCUAUGGCCCAUCGCUUCUCUCACCGGAGGCCCAGUUCCUGGUGUCUGCAGGCUGUGAGAACAGCUUCCCCAACUCCUCCGGAUCCAGCAUGGCAUCCCACAGACCUCCAGGCUUUAAACCUCUGACAUCCAGACCCGGCUCUGCCAGCCCCGCUGCGCCACACGCACACACUGCAUUCAUGUCGCCACACUCAGGUAUCGGCUACUCCGUGUUCUCCCAUGGCAACCUGAAUCGAGCUCUGGAUAUGAAAAGCCCUCCUCCUCUGAACCUGGGGGGUGAAAACCUUCGGGGAGAUGCUGCUAAUCAGGGCAUGGGGGCCACACGUGCAAACCACAGCUCUGCUAGGGGGGUCUUGUACCAGGGCCUGCACAGCGGCAGCUCCAUGGUAGCCAUGGGCAAGGCAGGGCUGCUGGGUCACAGCUUGGGAGGCUAUGGUCUCCCUUCUCAUGGAGCCUCUGAGUACAGCCAACCUGGUUUCUAUCACUCUGUUAGUCUACAGCGAGGAGCAGUGAAUCCCUGGCAGCCUGCACAUCCGCCUCAGGAGCACCAUGGGAUGUCCAGUGGAGGGUGCUCCUUCCCCUCCCAAUCUUGCUCUUCGACCUCUCCACAUCUCCCAUCUCUCAACCUCAGCAUCAAAUCGGAGCGUAGCUCUCCUGAGCACAUGUCCUCGCCCACCUCCCCUCCUCUGCACCACCUCAGGCAGCACUCUCCAAUGAACAACCCCGAUUCGGCUCGCCAUACCCCUCCGGAAGCCCGUCCAGCCAAUGAGACGAAGGAGUUUCCCAAAGCCGGCUACCCACAAGACGAAGAGGAAGGAGGGCAGCCGCUCAGGCAGUUAGAGAUAAGUGAUGGGUGGCAGAGAUAGCUGGCUGCUGCCGUCUAAUACCCAUUCAAUCAGCUAUCUUCCAUCAAAACCAGUCCUCUCACUCACACACACACACACACACACAUGCACACCACAGAAGAUAGCAAGAUGGGGUCAAUUUGUCCCCAUCAUCCCAGAGAGGAACGCCUCUCUUUGUCUCCUUACACAGAGCUGGUCUCUCCUGGGCGAUGGAGAAUUUUCUCUGCAUCACUUGAUUGGUCCCAUGAGGAGACACAUGCAAACAGACAUUCGCUUUUUGUUUGGUUAGGUUUUAGUUUUCUGUGUGGAGCAAAAAUAAAAUUUGAACUGUG